Messenger RNA from Dromaius novaehollandiae (emu), 676 nucleotides. It is a transcript of the gene URM1, whose product is annotated as ubiquitin related modifier 1. Gene Ontology annotation, molecular function: protein tag activity. Bases 196 to 492 code for a protein of 98 amino acids. The transcript has 6 exons. Gene Ontology annotation, biological process: tRNA thio-modification; protein urmylation. The record is from RefSeq and is a predicted model, not a curated record. NCBI's taxonomy places the organism in Eukaryota, Metazoa, Chordata, Aves, Casuariiformes, Dromaiidae. Gene Ontology annotation, cellular component: nucleus; cytoplasm.
ACUUCCGGCGCGGCCGCUGCGCGCCGUCCCCCGCCCGCCGCCGCCGCCGCCAAGAUGGCGGCGCCCGUGUCGCUGCAGAGGUGGUGCAGAACUCUUGUUUGAUGGUGUUAAAAAACAUCAGGUGACCUUGCCCUGUCAACCAGAGCCUUUUUAUGGCACACCUUUGUCUGCUCUGGUGAAGGAUUCGUGUGUCGGAUGGGAGAUUGGAGGAGUCUGAAGAUCCCUUCGGUCAGGUUUUGUCACGAGCUUUCCGGGAGAACGGAGAGAAGGCGUUCACCUGGAGGGGCGGCAGGGGAUAUCAGAAACCUGCUACAGUGGAUCAAACAGAAUUUGUUGAAAGAACGACCAGAAUUAUUUAUGCAAGGGGAUUCUGUGAGGCCAGGAAUUUUGGUGCUCAUCAACGAUGCAGACUGGGAACUAAUGGGUGAGCUGGAUUAUAAACUCCAGGACCAGGAUAAUGUGCUUUUCAUCUCGACAUUACACGGCGGGUGAACUCCUGGAAAAACAAGAGGACUUAAAUCCAAACCCCUGGGCAAAAAAAACAGCCCAAAACCUAAACCCACCCAAAUCGCUCUUGAACUGUCCAUGCCCGGGCUCUGCAUCUUCCCAGCGAGUUCACUUGUUACUAGACAUCCAAAUAAAACCCUGCCAACAUGCAGCCUGCUGUGCACCACAA